Molecule: messenger RNA, 777 nt
Organism: Trichomonas vaginalis G3
Lineage: Eukaryota; Parabasalia; Trichomonadida; Trichomonadidae
Product: temperature-gated cation channel protein
Exons: 1
Coding region: 1-777 (258 amino acids)
Biological process (GO): regulation of transcription by RNA polymerase II
Molecular function (GO): transcription factor binding
Source: RefSeq, a predicted model, not a curated record
AUGAGUAUUGAUUAUAAAGUAAUAGCCAAUACUGUUGCUGAGUGGUGCACUAAUGAUAACUUCUUUGAAUUACGCACAAGCAAACAAUUGUGCACAAUAUUUGACAAUGCUGUUCUCACAUCACAACAAUUCAACGAAAUCUCUACACGAAUUCAAAAAUAUUAUGAUUUAUCAGAUAUAUGCAAAAUCUUGCAGCAUGUCCAUAUCAACUUCGAGAAUAAUAAAUCUGAUGCAUUUUAUGUUUUAGAUUCAAUUUCGCAAACCUUCAAAUUUCAAUUCAUAUCAGACCUUAAAUCAGUCAUACAGCCAACAACCAACAAAACAGCUUCUAAAAGUGAAAAGAGAAUAGAGAAAAUUAAAAAAAUGGAAGGGAAAAUAGACUUUCAUAAGAAUUUUUACAAACUAUACCAUAUUUUAUGUGAAGCUUGCAAAUUUGAUGAUGAAGAAACAAUCAAAUUUGCAAUAAGUGGCGGAUACCUUCAAAAUCGUGCUCCAGGAUUUGAUGUCGAAUCUGACUUUAGUAUGAAUAUUCCACUUCUUGCUGCAAAACACGAUAAUCUUGGAAUGCUGAAAACUCUUCAAAAAUAUGGAGCAGAUAUACGAGGAUCUAGUAAUGCGCUAGAUACAAUUCUUCACCAGUUUUGUAAAAAUGGAAAUCUUGAAGGUGUUAAAUUUGCUUUAGAGUUUAUAGAUGUAAAUAUCUUGGAUAGAUAUUAUUUUACUCCUCUUCAUUUUGCGAAUAUCUUUGUUCAUUUCCAUCAAUCAAAAAGGAUAUAA